Molecule: messenger RNA, 2001 nt
Organism: Stylonychia lemnae
Lineage: Eukaryota; Ciliophora; Spirotrichea; Sporadotrichida; Oxytrichidae
Source: the annotation of a GenBank genome assembly
AUGUGCUUGAGCAUUGGAAUAAGCGACUACUCUAAACUUGAAGGCUAAAAUAAUUUGAUUUCAGCAAGUUUUGAUUCAAGAAAAGUCGCUAAUAAAUUCAAGGAAUAGGGAUUUAUGACUACACAUUUGCUUGAUCUAUCUUCUUAGGAUUUAGAAAAACAUUUAAUGGAAUUUCAAUAACUUUGCUAUUCAGCCUCAAGGUAAAAACCUAAAGCUUUUUACGCUAUAAUCUAUAUUCAAGGUUUAACUCAGCUAGCUGAGAAUGCAAAAAAAGAAAGCAAUCACUAUGAUUAUUCAGAAAACAGUUUAGAUAUUUUAUUGUCAGAUAAUACUUGGAUAAAUCUGGUUGAUACCUUUCAAGAAAUGUUUAAGGAUACUCCGAAUAUAAACUAUUUAUAUUUUCAAGACGGUGUAUCAGUUGAUGAUCAUACUUAUGGGAGAAUCAGAUAGAACUAUAACAGCAUAAGCAAAGUUACUUCUAAUGUAGUUUAUGCAAUUUUUUCUGGGAAAUUUUCAAUCGGAAAUUUUUUAGCUAAUUAAAAUCAUGCUUGGGCUACUGAUUAUUUCCUUCUAAAGCAUGAAUAAAUGCCAGUAUUGCAGAAACACUAAGAUCCUAAAAAUUUUGAUGCAUUUGUGGUCAUGAAAGAGAUAUAAGAUUUAUUACUUAAGCACCUGACUGUUGGCUAAAAUCUUUAUGGAUUUGAGAUUUAAUUUAAUCUGAUUAAAAAAUUCUUUACAGCAGUAUAAAAACAAUAAGAAGAGAAACAGUUAGUGAAAAGGAUUACACUAAUGGAUUAUAUAGAUAUUAAUGCAAUUUCUAAUCAAUAUUGCUAACUCUAGGAUUUGAUGUAGAUUUGUAAUUAUACUGAUCUGAGAAUGAUUGAUUUACCAAAUAAUAAUACAAAGUUUCAGCAUCUAGUUUUAAUUUAUGGUACAUAGUUAAUACUUCUCUUUGACUUAGUGACAAGAAAGUAGUUCGACAAGUAUGAAAUUCAAGAGAAAUAUUUCGAUCAUACUGAUUAAAAGAAAUUCAAAUUCAUUAAAGUCAUACCAGCUAACCAAAAUGAUUUGUUUGCUUUAACCAAUAAAAACGAAGUAUUUCAUUUUAUCAAUUACAAACAUGCAAAAUUUACGAAACUUAAUAGAAUUCAGCUCUUCAUCUAAAGUAAAGACUAGAAAUUGAAAGCAACUGAGAUUUGUGCCACUACUCAUAAAGAAUUUGUUGUAGGUCUAUCUAAUGGUACAAUCUAAUUCUAUUCAGAAAAAUCUCGUCAAUACUAAGUGGGAGCUCAUUACACAUGCAGAUAAUUCUACUCGAUCUUUACUAAUGAAUGCAAAAUUUCAACAAUAAUUAGCAACUAUACUUUGAAGCCUUAAUCUAAGACUUAGUCGGAAGAUGAAGAAUAAUUGGAGUUGACAAUAGGAGGAGUUGGAAUGUAUUAAGAGGGUUUUUAUUUACCUCCUUAAAUUACUGAACAUCACAUGAAAAAAGAGUAGAGUCUGGUUAAAUUAACAUGCAAUAGGCCACUAUAAAUCAAGAAUAAUAACAACCAGUAUAAGAUUAAAAUGAAUACUAGCUACAUAGGAGAUAGAAAAGAUGUUCUUGAGGGAUACGUAUUACCUGAUGGCUCUAUAAUGCUUUAAAGGUAUUUUAAAGGUUAGAAUUCACAGUGCAUGCUAGCAAAUAAUAGCGUUUCUUAUUAAGACCCAAAUACCUUGGCAACAAAACUAUCAGUUGGAUUAUGUCCAUUCAAAUGGAGUUUAUAACCUCAAAUUCCUCCUAGCAUCAUAUACACUAGUCCUAAUUAAAUAAAGAUGAGAUUUGGGUCGAAAUAGAAAAUAUUUACAAUAUUCUAAAUGUACUAUGAAUAACAAUUCAACUUUUCCUCAGGUAUUAUCUGGACAUCAAACGACCAAAUUUACGCUCUUAGUGAAAAUUCUGAAUCAUCUAUGAUUGCUACAUUUUCUAUUGAUAAAAAGGCUUUUGAAGAUUUGCUAUGA